Stegastes partitus (bicolor damselfish) is the source of this 2335-nucleotide messenger RNA. RefSeq names its product tuftelin 1b (gene tuft1b). The transcript is spliced from 12 exons. Gene Ontology annotation, cellular component: intracellular anatomical structure. Gene Ontology annotation, biological process: intracellular signal transduction. NCBI's taxonomy places the organism in Eukaryota, Metazoa, Chordata, Actinopteri, Pomacentridae. Bases 145 to 1284 code for a protein of 379 amino acids. The record is from RefSeq and is a predicted model, not a curated record.
ACAGGCGGAGGAGCAGCUCCAGGUGUCUCCCCGACCUCCUCGACCGUCGCUUCCGAGGAGAAGAAGUUACAAAGGACACACAUCUGGUUCAGAAACUAAUUUCCUUUUUGUUUGUGUGUGUUGGCUUCACUGGGGGCUGAGAAGAUGAGCGCUGGAGCUCUGAGGACUGCGCGCAAUGGACCAGAGGACGACCAGACUGACGAGCGGUGCAGGCGGCUCAGACUCGCCCUACAAGGUCAGGAUCAGGCGGGAUACAGCAGCAAGGAGAGCAGCAUCGCAGUUGUGCUGCCACAGAAACCAGAGGAGAAGGAGAAGACGCCUGAACUCAUCACCCCCACAGACGAAAAAGUCGAAGUCAUCAAGGUUUACCUCGAAUCCCGUCCAGAGGCAGCAGAGAGCGUCAGGAUGCUGACGGACGAAGUGUCACAGAUUCAGGAGGUGAGGUACUGUCUGAAGACCCUCAGAGAGCAGAUGGCAGCCAGGCAGAGCAGCAACAACAACAAGUAUCCAGUCAAUGGCUUCAGAGUCAACGUGCGCAACAGCCAAACAUCUGUCACCAACGGCAACGCUGUCCUCAUCGAUUCGGACUCUAGCGUGGAGGACGACCAGGAGGAGAGCGCCCGGCUCAGGAAGGCCACCGGCCGGUUUUACGCACAGCUGACGGAGAUGGAGAAGCGGCAUCAGGAGGAGAGAGAGAGACUGCAGGCGGAGUCGGCUGAGUAUCGCCUCCGUCUGGCUGAGCAGUCGGAGCGGCUGCAGAAGGCGGAAGAGCGGUCGGAGGAGAGGGAUCAGCAGGUGGAGGAGCUGCAGAGGCUGCUGGGGGGCAUGGAGGUCGAGAGCGGCACCCUCAAAGAGAAGCUGGCUGCAGGGGAGGCGGAGCUGCUGCAGCUGAAGUUACAGAGAGAGGAUGGGGAGGAGAGUGAGAAAAGGUGUGCUGAGCUGGAGAAGGAGGUGGCCGUCCUGAAGGAGAAGAUCCAUCACCUGGACGACAUGUUGAAGAGUCAGCAGAGGAAAGUCCGCCACAUGAUUGAACAGCUGCAGAACUCCCGGACCGUCCUCCAGGAGAGAGACCGAGUCAUCAGGGAUCUGGAGGAGCGGGUGGCGUUCCUGGAAGCCGAGAACAGAGAAAUGCAUGACCACAUGGAGUACUUCCUGGCAGGCCAGGAGCCUCCACCUCUGUCUCCUGAGAACAAGCCAGAGGUUGUCUACAGCAAAACGCUGACGCCGACGUCACAGACCAACAAAGCCCUCCCGUUCAUCAAAGUCAUCGAGAUCAAAUCCUGAAUGGCGCAACUACCAAAGGAAUGACCAGAAGUAAAAACUGUGUAAAUAUAUGUGUAACCAGCCACCAGUAUACAUAAAGUAGACCUGCAGUGAGCAAAAAAAAGAAAAACACAAAGCCUCUUUUAACAGAUCUCAUGCACGUUGGUCUCCUGUUAGAACCUUGUAGUUACUUUUAAUGCUGUUCAACAUCCCUUUUCUCAGCGAAAAACAGUUAUCUGGGAGAAAUCCUAAAAAGGACACAAGGAAAAAGCAAUGCAAAGAAUUUUACUGAACAUCUUCGAUGUUACAUGGACACAGAUCUGUGUACUUUCUCAGCAUGUCUUCAGGAUGCAGUGGCAGUAGCAAGAGUCCAGUACUAAUCCCUGCUGGACCCCGGUUCUGCAGAAUCUGAAUAAGCUGUUUCACCAAGUCAGUGUACAAAGAAAGUCAGUUACAAAUUCCUAUUGUUAUUAUUAUUAUUAUUAUUAUUAAAUGUGCAAAUAAUCACGAUGUGUUCAGCGAUCGCGGGUUGUUUUCAACCGACGGCCUCCUGGACGUCAGUCCUUCAGGGUUCAGGGUCAGAUUCCUCAGUGCUUUGCACCACAUUGCCAAUAGCAGGCAUGCAGUUAGCUGCGUCAAGGUCGAAACAUGACUUAUGUUGAACUUAAAUAGAUUUUUCGCUGUCAUUAGAGCAGGUUAAACAUACAAGAGUGAAAAAGUUACUUAUAUAUUCUACCGUCUUUGCGUAGUGCUGGCGAAUGCUUUCUAGAGGCUCUUUAACUUCUCGUCUUCUCUGCCAAGUGUUGCCUCAACGUGCUCGUUGUAUUUUCUGUUUGCGUGUAAAGGCUGCAUAUUUAAAAACGCUGAUUUAACUCAUAAUCUUACGUAAUCAUUUGUUGUUUGUGUGGACUUUCUUUCUUUCUUUCUGUAAAAUACCAGGAUGAACAUUUUUAUAACGUUACCAUUUACUGUGAACAUUGUAGAUAGAUACACUGAAGUUCAUUCUUUGUCCUGUUAUUGUAGACUUUGUCCAGUUUUAUUUAAGUCUAAUAAAAGAAAAAACUUGUUUUAA